CGUUGCUUUCCUCAGUGGAUUUUGGCUCCGGGUUAUGUGUCUUUAUUUCCCCCUCCUGUGGAUGUUAAAGUGCAUAUUCUCGGCCUGACUGACGCUUUCUUUUUGGAUUUCCACCGCGCCGAAGCUGUUUGUGGGUGACAGACUGGGGGACAUUCCUUACUUGUGAAGUGGAGCGUUAGAAUUAUUUUGCCGUUAUCUUACCGGCUCUAUUUGAGUCGUAACCUGUAGGCUAUUUAAUUUUGUAGUCAAACAAUGCAGCGCUUUCCUUGAACGUGUAUUGGUAAUUCAUGCAGAAAAAUCGUGUGGGUUAAUUAAAGCUUAAAAAGAGGAAAGUUGGGCGCGCAAAGUUUUGGAGACGGUCGAUAUGGCUAUGGUGGCGUGGAGAAACGCCGAGGGGGUCGGGGACACUCAGGGGACCCUCUCCUCCUCGGUGUCCCAGGUUGCACCUCUGUCUCUGCCCGGGGAGCUGGCGGGACACAUGAACCCGGCAUCAUCUCUGGAAAUACCCCCAGCAGCACCCCAGGGCGCACCGCCGCCCAAUCCAUCCAGCACCACCACCGCGACAACCACCAACAAUAACAACAACACGUCCUCUUCCUCCUCCUCCUCCUCCUCCAUGGACAAACACCAGAGCCAGCAAAUCGAGUGCAUCGUGUGCGGGGAUAAAUCCAGCGGGAAGCACUACGGACAAUUCACGUGUGAGGGAUGUAAGAGCUUCUUUAAACGCAGCGUCAGGAGGAACCUGUCCUACACCUGCAGGGCCAACAGGAACUGUCCCGUAGACCAGCACCACCGCAACCAGUGCCAGUACUGUCGCCUCAAGAAAUGCCUCAAAGUCGGGAUGAGGAGGGAAGCUGUCCAGAGAGGCAGACUUCCUACCCAGUCUUAUCACGGCCAGUUUGCACUGACAAACGGAGACCCUCUACAGUGCCAUUCCUAUCUAUCGGGAUACAUCUCUCUCCUGCUGCGGGCCGAGCCCUACCCGACCUCCAGGUUCGGCUCUCAGUGCCUGCAGGGCAACAACAUUAUGGGGAUAGAGAACAUCUGUGAGCUAGCGGCUCGGAUGCUCUUCAGCGCCGUGGAGUGGGCCCGCAACAUCCCUUUCUUCCCGGACCUGCAGGUGACGGACCAGGUGGCCCUGCUCCGCCUCACCUGGAGCGAACUGUUCGUCCUGAACGCCGCCCAGUGCUCCAUGCCCGUCCACGUCGCCCCGCUGCUGGCCGCCGCCGGCCUGCAUGCGUCCCCGAUGUCCGCGGACCGGGUGGUGGCCUUCAUGGACCACAUCCGGGUAUUCCAGGACCAGGUGGAGAAGCUCAAGGUGCUGCACGUGGAUUCAGCAGAGUACAGCUGCAUCAAAGCCAUCGUGCUGUUCACCACAGAUGCUUGUGGUCUGUCGGACAUGGCCCAUGUCGAGGGUCUGCAGGAGAAAUCCCAGUGUGCUUUAGAGGAGUAUGUGAGGAGCCAGUAUCCCAACCAGCCUAACAGGUUUGGGAAGCUGCUGCUCCGCUUGCCUUCCCUCCGCACCGUCUCUUCCUCUGUCAUAGAGCAGCUUUUCUUCGUUCGUCUGGUGGGGAAAACUCCCAUAGAAACUCUGAUAAGGGACAUGUUGCUGUCCGGAAGCAGCUUCAACUGGCCUUACAUGCCGAUUCAAUAGAGGAAAAAGCUACAGUGAUGCUACCAAGGUCAGCACAGGUCCCACACCUCAAAUGGAGUCAUUUCAGUGCGGCAUAAAAUCUGUUGUUUUGAACAAGAAAAAACACUGCCAGCAUAAUGAGAUAAUUACAGGCAUAUGCAAUGUAAAAACAAUUAUGUCUUUUCAUCAUUUUUCUUAAUGUCAACAACCAUUUUCUUGAUACCAGAGGAGCGAGCUGCCUUACUCUGCAUGUGUCUAGAAAGGUUACUGAAAUAAAUUUACCAUUUGGCCAAUGCUCAAUGAUUUGAUCCUACUGGCAGAUUUUUUUACCUGUUCAAAGAGAAACAAUGUUUCAUGAGAUGAAAUGACUGGUCAUGAUGGACAAUUUUUGCAGUGGGGCGACCACUCACAGAUUUUUGGGAUAAAAAACAAUAUUUAUUGGACCCCGUGUGUAUAUUUAUCGUGCUUGUAAAUUAUGUUUUGGCUCCUUUUUUAAAUGUUUUACGUAUUUUUGCCCCGGCCAGUGAGAAAACUGCAGGGAUUGUCUUGUGUCGAUAUGUUUUUGUUUUUGUUUCAUACCUUCCAGACAUGGCACUUUGGUCUAAAGGAACAUUUCAGUAAGAUUUAACACAAAAUUUGACCUAUUUGCUCAAUUGUGUACAGACAGAAUGGUGAGAUUAAUGCUCUGUUUCAGUUACUUCAGAUUCUUAUUCUACUUGCAUUAUCGACAUACAAAGAAUGAGAAGAACAAGAGCAAAAAAUGUUUGUAAUGCACUUCAUAUGAUCCGUGUAUGUUGCGCCAAGUAAGGUAUUACUCCUUUCAUAGGUAAAAUCAUUACUUUCUAUUACACUACAUUAAUAUUACCUUAAAUAUGUUAGUUAAUACAGAUGUGAUUUUUCCCUCUUGCCAUAAUUUAAAAACUUUUUUUCCAUUUGAAAAAUCAGAAACUUGUCAACAUCAUGUUUAUUUCUUAUCAAAUUACUGAAUUUUAGCACUCAGAGAAAUUAAACUUUUCACAUCUAAACUGAGAGAUGACGACAAGGCUAAUGGCAAAAACAGAUAAGGGGAAGGAGGUUGAAUGUUAGAUAGCUGUACGUUAAUCUGAUAUUUUUAUAUUUCGAAUCAAAAUUUUACUCUUUUGGUGGGUAACAUGUUAUGGGGAAAAGUAAUGACAUUAAUGGAGUAAUGAUGAAUGCAUUAUCAAACACUUCUAAAUCAUGUACGUUUCCAGGUUUUUACGCUGACCGUCUAAGAGAGAUUUUAAGAGCACUGGGCCUGAUGUAUACUGUAAAUACAGUUUCUCAAUGGGAUAAAUUAACUGUACACAACCUCCCAGGUCAAGUAACAAAUGUAUUUCAUUAUAAUUCAUGCAUAUAUGAGCCCAGGCCACAUUAAUGGCACAACAGGCCACUGCAGGGUAUUGCUGAACUGAAAGCGUGUGUGUGUAUGUAUGUGUGUGUGUGUGUGUGUGUGUGUGUGUGUGUGUGUUUUGAGAGAGCAUGUAUUUGUGUUUACUUCUUUUUGACAACCUCUCUGAUGUACUGUGAAAGCAUAUUGGUUAACA
Micropterus dolomieu (smallmouth bass) is the source of this 3198-nucleotide messenger RNA. Its product is annotated as COUP transcription factor 2-like. Lineage: Eukaryota; Metazoa; Chordata; Actinopteri; Centrarchiformes; Centrarchidae. Gene Ontology annotation, biological process: negative regulation of transcription by RNA polymerase II; cell differentiation; anatomical structure development. The record is from RefSeq and is a predicted model, not a curated record. Gene Ontology annotation, molecular function: nuclear receptor activity; zinc ion binding; retinoic acid binding. The coding region runs from base 365 to 1654 and encodes 429 amino acids. The transcript is spliced from 3 exons.